AUGGGUCGCAAAUUUAGAGGUGGAAAGAAGGGCAAGGGCCGCGGCGGCGGCAACGGGGGCGGUGAUCGCGGUCGCCAGCCUCGCAGCGAGUCGUGGCAGUCCUACCCCGCCGUCAAGAAGGAGAACGAGAGGCUCCAGCGCUACUACAACACCAUCAUCGGCCUCUCUGAGGAGGAACAGGGCCCCUUCUGGGAUGCCCUGCGCAGAGACCUCCCCAACAGCUUCCGCUUCUGCGGUUCCAAAGGUCACGCCUUGGCCGUCAAGAAGCUCCUACAAAGCCGAUACAUGCCCGAGAUCGAAAAGAUCGAACAUGCUGACGGAAGCACCGUCGAGCCCCCCAAGCCCCUCUCCUGGUACCCUAACGAACUUGCUUGGUGGAUGACCACCCCGAAGAACGUCAUUCGCAAAUACCCCCCCUUCGCCGCUUUCCAGAAGUUCCUCGUUUCCGAGACGACCAUCGGCAACAUCAGCAGACAGGAGGUUGUCAGCAUGAUCCCGCCUCUGUUAAUGGACGUCCGCCCCGGCAUGACCGUGUUGGACAUGUGCGCCGCGCCGGGCAGCAAGGCCGGCCAACUUCUCGAGAUGAUCCACCAGGGCGAGGAGGCUAGGGUCAGAAAGGUUCUGCGCGCGUUUGCAAAGGAGGACGGUCUCGACCUCGGCGAGGAGACGGAAGAGGAGCGCCAGGCCGACCUCGACGCCGACCCGACGGAUGCUGGACGCACCACCGGUCUCCUGAUCGCCAACGACGCCGAUUACAAGCGCGGCCACAUGCUUGUUCACCAGCUCAAGCGUCUUGGAUCUCCCAACCUGCUUGUCACGAACCACGAUGCCACCCAGUAUCCUUCCAUCAAGCUCCCAUCCGAUCCGGCGACUCCCAACAGGCCUCAGUACCUCAAGUUCGACCGGAUUCUCGCUGACGUGCCGUGCUCGGGUGACGGCACGCUGAGAAAGAACAUGAACCUGUGGAAGGACUGGCAGCCUGGCAACGCCCUGGGCCUCCACGUCACCCAGGUCAGAAUCCUCCUGCGCGCCCUCGCCAUGCUCAAGGUGGGUGGCCGCGUCGUCUACUCCACAUGCAGCAUGAACCCCGUCGAGAACGAGUCUGUUGUCGCGGCCGCCAUCGACCGUGCUGGUGGUCCCGACAAGGUCGAGAUCGUCGACUGUAGCAGCGAGCUGCAGGGUCUUGUCCGUGCCCCCGGCAUGCGCAAGUGGCAAAUCAUGGACAAGUCCGGCAGGCUCUGGAGCUCGCAGGCCGAGGUCGACGAAUAUACCAAGAGCAGCACUGACGGCAUCGCGCCCGGCAGAAUCGUCGACACCAUGUUCCCGCCUGUGGAAGGCAGCGUGUGCGCCGACCUCCCUCUCGAGCGCUGCAUGAGAGUCUACGCUCACCAGCAGGACACCGGUGGCUUCUUCAUCACCGUUUUGCAAAAGAAGGCCGAGGUCAAGAUCCGCCCCGAGGAUCAGAAGGUUGACGACGCGGCCAAGUCGAACGGAGCCACCGCGGCGGCCACCCCCGCAGCUGAGAACGACACGGAGAAGAAGUCCGAGGAACAGACCGAAGAGAAGACCGAGGCAGCUCCCGCUGCCACCGAUGAGGCCGCCGAGGCCAAGCCUGAGGAAAAAAUUGAGGAAAAGGCCACCACGGCCGAGGCCGAAGUGGCCGAGCAGGAUGCUACGAACGGCGUGAAGCGAGCGCGAGAGGACGAGACCGCUGACGGUGAGACCCAAGAGACCAAGAAGCCCAAGCUGGAGGCGUCACAAGAGAAGCCCAAGAGGUCCAACCGCAACAUCCACGGUCAGGUCGAGGAGCCCUUCAAGUACCUCAACCCUGCGCACGAGGUCAUCAAGAACAUCCAGAACUUCUACCACAUCUCGUCACGCUUCCCCGACGACCGCUUCAUGGUGCGCAACGCGGCCGGCGAGCCCGCCAAGGCUAUCUACUACACCUCGGCGCUCGCGCGCGACAUCCUCGUCGAGAACGAGGGCCGCGGCAUUAAGGUCAUCCACGGCGGCGUCAAGAUGUUCAUGAAGCAGGACGCCCCCUCGGCCGAGAUUUGCCGCUGGCGCAUUCAGUCCGAGGGCAUGCCGAUCCUUCAGGGAUACGUCGGCGAGCAGCGCGUCAUCCGCCUCACAAGCAAGGAGACGCUGCGCCGCCUCCUGAUCGAGAUGUUCCCGCGCAUCGCCGACGGCGAGUGGGAGAAGAUGGGCGAGAUCGGCGCGCGCGUCCGUGACAUCGGCAUGGGCUGCUGCGUGCUCCGCGUCGAGCCCGACGGCUCGGACCCGGCCUUCAGCGAGCGUAUGGCGCUGCCGCUGUGGAAGAGCAUCCAUUCGCUCAACCUCAUGCUGCCUAAAGAGGACCGCACGGCCAUGCUGCUGCGCAUCUUCAACGAUACGACGCCGCUCAUCAACAACAGCCUGCAGAAGCAGCGACAGAUUGACGAGGCCGCCAAGGCCAAGGCGGCGGGCGCCCCCGUCGAAGAGAAGGAGGUUGCGGAGGAGGAGGAGGCCGUUGAUAUGGAGGACGCCCCCACGCCUGAGGAGAUGGAUGCCGACGUAUCCGUGCCCGCCGCUGCAGCCGCCGCGACCACUGAGGACCCUUAG
This is a messenger RNA of Colletotrichum graminicola M1.001, 2601 nucleotides long. Its product is annotated as NOL1/NOP2/sun family protein. Gene Ontology annotation, molecular function: tRNA binding; tRNA (cytidine-N5)-methyltransferase activity. Lineage: Eukaryota; Fungi; Ascomycota; Sordariomycetes; Glomerellales; Glomerellaceae. The record is from RefSeq and is a predicted model, not a curated record. Gene Ontology annotation, cellular component: nucleus; cytoplasm. Gene Ontology annotation, biological process: tRNA methylation. The coding region runs from base 1 to 2601 and encodes 866 amino acids. The transcript has 3 exons.